This is a messenger RNA of Paecilomyces variotii, 2026 nucleotides long. RefSeq names its product synaptic vesicle transporter. NCBI's taxonomy places the organism in Eukaryota, Fungi, Ascomycota, Eurotiomycetes, Eurotiales, Thermoascaceae. The coding region runs from base 239 to 1693 and encodes 484 amino acids. The record is from RefSeq and is a predicted model, not a curated record. Gene Ontology annotation, biological process: transmembrane transport. Gene Ontology annotation, molecular function: transmembrane transporter activity. The transcript is spliced from 6 exons.
CGACACCGGGCGCAUUGAUUACUUCUGUUGCACAGGAAUUGGUUCUUUAUAUAUGUUAUCUUCAAUGAUUCCAGCCACAGACUCAGAUAAUUCGUUUUAUUUUCCAUUUUCUUUCUGUUUUGGUGCAAUUUUGUCUGGUUAUUCCGCGGUCUGCCGAUGAUCACAGGAGUCUUAUCUCCGCAUAUCCUGUUUGAAGUGGCAGUUCACUGAUCCGUAGAAUUUGCUUGAUUCCUUCCUCAUGACUGUUCAAACACCCUCAUGCGACAGUCUGAGUCCACCAAGCACACCGGGGACGAAGGAUGCUCUGGCCAGCUUGAAUCCGGAACGCCCCCAGGCUCCGGCCGGGAACAUGCUCGAUAAGCCAUCAUUCAGGCUGCCGAAAUGGCGUCGAUAUGUAAUUCUGUUCACCGUCAGCUGGAUGACUUUCGUGAUUACAUUUUUCAGCACAGCCUUUCUCACUGCAAUGCCUGAGAUCGCCGAGGAGUUCUCGACAACCAGCGAGAAGAUAGCCGCCACCAAUUCGGGCGUUCUGAUAGCAAUGGGUUUCUCGUCGCUAUUCUGGAUCCCAAUUGGCAGACUGAUUGGUCGCAGAUGGGCGUACAAUUGCGCUGUCAUGUUUCUUUGUCUCUGCUCGAUCGGUACCGCGUUGUCGAUCAACAUGGCAAUGUUUACCGCAAUGCGUAUCCUGUCCGGUUUCACUGGCACGUACUUUAUGGUUGCCGGCCAGUCUAUCUUGGCUGAUAUCUUCCCUCCUCUUGUCCGAGGCACCGCCGUGGGAUUCUUCAUGGCCGGCUCUGUGAGCGGUCCUGCUAUUGCUCCCUGUAUUGGCGGAGUCAUCGUCACUUUCGCCCACUGGCGAGUCAUCUUCUGGGUACAGCUCGGAAUGGCCGCACUGAGUUUUGUCAUGGCGGUGUUUUUCGUCCCGGAUAUCGAAAAGAUAAACAGCGUCGAAACAUCAGAUUCUGAAAAGAAAGAACCUCCCACGUCGCUAUUAUCGGUUCUUUACGCAAUGAACCCCAUCCGUGUGUUCACUUUCUUCGUGUAUCCGAACAUCUUCUUCGCCGAUUUCACCUGUGGAUUACUCGCCUUCUUCCAAUAUUCCCUGCUCACAUCUGUACGGAGCAUCUUCGGUCCUCGGUUUAAUCUCACAACGGCUCUGAUUAGUGGUCUAUUCUACCUUGCCCCUGGCGCCGGUUUCUUAGUGGGAAGCCUCGUCGGUGGCAGAUUGUCAGAUCGGACCGUAAAGAGAUACAUCAAGAAGCGUAACGGCGUCCGAAUACCACAAGACCGACUGCAUAGCGGUCUACUAUGGGUUCUGACCAUGCUACCUGCCGCAACCCUGAUCUACGGCUGGACCUUACAGGAGGGUGUGGGUGGAAUGCCUGUUCCGAUAAUUAGUGCCUUUUUCGCCGGUUGGGGUCUGAUGGGGACUUUUAAUGGAUUGAAUACUUAUACAGCUGAGGUCCUUCCAGCUCACAAGACUGAAGUCAUCAGCGGGAAAUAUGUGAUUCAGUAUAUCUUCGGCGCGAGUGCGAGUGCGGCCGUCGUUCCUAUGAUUAAUAGUAUCGGUGCAGGAUGGACAUUUACUAUAUGCUCCGCAAUGUUUAUGCUCGGUGGCGCUCUGACAUUUCUUAUUGCGAAGAGAGGUCUCAAUAUGCAGGAGUGGGCGACGAAGAAAGUGUUGAGAAAGUAAUGGAUUAAUGUCAGUGUUGAACCCGCAAAUAAAGCUUUGAAUAGAGGAGGAUUUGGUCUACGACGAUUACGCCCAUAUGACCUGCAUUAUUGAUGGAAGGGGCCGAAUAACAAAGAUUUUUCCUUUUUUCGUGGCAUAAUAGAUAGACAUGCAUAUGCAUCUGGAGUUUUGCGUUAUUUUCUUUGAGUUGACUAUGUAUGUGAAGUCAAGACGAUACGAACAACAUGAGCCAUAGAGAAACACUCAAACGAUGUCUGGUUUUCCUCUGCCCGUCUAAGCAAACAAGUGGGAUAACAUAUUAUUAACGCAUCCGAGCCUUGUCAGUAUCCUGGU